GAGUGAGAUUUUUAUUUGAAAAAAUUAUAAAUGUGAUCCUUUCGAAUUUGUUCUUCAAUAAUUUAAUUCACAAAUUUAAUUCUUUUAAUCUAAUUUUGUCAUUUUAUUUUAUAUAUCCGUUGCGGAGGGAACGAGAAAAUCCUUGUUUUAGGUCUUUGCUUGGUAAACGCAACAGCGAUAGAACUCUAGACAUAGAAUAGUAAACGGUGUUAGCUUCGAUAGAUUAAACGAACACAGAGCGAGCGAAAGUAGAAUCUGAAAAACAAUGGCGGCGAAGCUAGACACCCACGCCGUGGCUUCCGAUCUGAUCGACUUCCUCAACGCUUCUCCAACGGCUUUCCACGCCGUCGACGAGGCAAAGAGGCGUUUGCGUAGCGCGGGGUACCACCAACUCUCUGAGAGGGAAGUGUGGGAACUGCAACCGGGCAACAAGUACUUCUUCACCAGAAAUCACUCCACCAUCGUCGCCUUCGCCAUCGGCAAAAAGUACGUUGCUGGAAAUGGAUUCUACAUAAUUGGGGCUCACACGGAUAGUCCUUGUCUCAAACUCAAGCCUGUCACCAAGGUUGUUAAGGCUGGGAUUUUGGAGGUUGGUGUCCAAACCUAUGGAGGUGGUCUGUGGCACACGUGGUUUGAUCGAGACUUGACUGUGGCGGGGAGGGUCAUUGUGCGGGAAGAGAAUGCUGGUUCUGUUUCGUACUCACAUCGCCUUGUUAGAAUUGAGGAACCUAUAAUGCGAAUACCGACUUUGGCAAUUCACUUGGACAAGACUGUUAAUGAUGGAUUCAAAUUUAACAACGAGAAUCACCUUAUUCCCAUCUUGGCAACAUCGCUGAAGGGUGAGCUCAAUAAAGUGUCCUCUGAAAAUGGUCCUGUUGAAAGUGGAAAUCAGACCGAUGGAAAGAAAGCAAAUGAUAAAACAGGCACCAGCAAUACGAAGCAUCACCUUCUUCUUCUACAGUUGCUUGCAAGCAAGCUUGGGUGUGAACCAGAUGACAUAUGUGAUUUUGAAUUGCAAGCUUGCGAUACACAACCAAGUACUAUUGCUGGAGCUGCAAAGGAAUUCAUUUUUUCAGGACGGCUAGAUAAUCUCUGCAUGUCAUUUUGCUCGCUGAAGGCAUUAAUAGAUGCUACAUCUUCUGACAGCAGUCUUGAGGAAGAGUCAGGUGUUAGAAUGGUGGCUUUAUUUGACCAUGAGGAAGUUGGAUCUAACUCUGCCCAAGGAGCUGGCUCUCCUGUUAUGCUAAAUGCUGUGACUAGGGUUACCAAUUCCUUCAGCUCCAAUCCCAACCUUCUGGAGAAAGCAGCACAAUUAAGCUACCUUGUAUCUGCCGACAUGGCACAUGCACUACACCCAAAUUACAUGGACAAGCAUGAAGCAAACCAUCAGCCCAAACUACAUGGAGGACUUGUCAUUAAAACCAAUGCAAGCCAACGCUAUGCAACCAAUGUUGUCACAUCCUUCAUAUUCAGGGAGAUAGCAUCAAAACAUAAACUUCCCGUUCAGGACUUUGUGGUGCGCAAUGACAUGUCAUGUGGUUCAACCAUUGGUCCUAUUCUUGCUAGUGGCGUAGGUAUUCGCACUGUUGAUGUAGGUGCACCGCAGUUGUCAAUGCAUAGCAUACGAGAAAUUUGUGCUGUUGAUGAUGUGAAGUAUUCAUAUGAGCACUUCAAGGCAUUUUACCAAGAAUUCUCUCAUGUUGAUGGUAAGAUGGUCGUGGAUAUAUAGGAAUAUCUCUAAUCACGAAAUCCUCAUUAAUCCUUUGCUCUAGAAGCUGUUGCUGAAAUGGUCGUGUUUCGUAAUUUAGUACCAUUAUAAUGCCGACGUUAUUAUGAUGAAAUUUUCAAUAAAAUUAGACUCCCUGAAUGAAAUAUUAGCAACUACUUGAAGUGUGUUGUUUACUUGAAUAGUCCAAGUUCUUGCUUCUAAAAUGUGAUCGUGUUCGGGAGAGUAACGUACUAGAGUAGAAGUUGAAAUAAAUAUACUAUUUUUUCGAGCAAUAUUCAAUCUACGAAAUGUAUGGUAGUACUGUGUUAUUUGAACUUCAGCUUUCACGUGUAUUAUCCUUGCCUACCAUCGAGAAUUCAAUUGAAUAUAUUAUUCUGAA
Messenger RNA from Glycine soja, 2108 nucleotides. Its product is annotated as probable aspartyl aminopeptidase. The transcript is spliced from 11 exons. Lineage: Eukaryota; Viridiplantae; Streptophyta; Magnoliopsida; Fabales; Fabaceae. The record is from RefSeq and is a predicted model, not a curated record. Bases 266 to 1729 code for a protein of 487 amino acids. Gene Ontology annotation, biological process: proteolysis. Gene Ontology annotation, molecular function: zinc ion binding; aminopeptidase activity.